AUGGAAGUUGAACGCAGGAAAGCGAAGUUAUUAACCACACAAUUAUCAGUUCUCAGUAGCAAACGAAGAACACAUGAAGGUCUUGAUGCAUUAGUUGGUUUAUCAGUAGAUGCUAUUCUUUCAGGUGAAUUAGCAAGACCAAUCAAACCACAACAACAAACAAAUACUCUAACUCUUCUUGAUAUCAUCAGUAAUGAAGAAUCUGGAGCAGCGUACAGAGGUCUUGCUGAAUUAAAUGGAACAGGUAAACAUAAGAAAAAAUCAUCCAAGAAAUCGAUUAAAGAUAAAUUAAAAUUCUGCAAACAUGGUUCUUCAUGGUCGGCUUCUUCAUCAGUUCCUACUUCCGAUUUACCUUCUAACAAUAAAAAGAAUCGAAGAAUUGAACAGAUUUCUGAUCCUGUGUUGGUUGAUCGUCCUCUUCUUGCAUCAUUAUCUUUGAGAUCAUCAAUUAAAUUAUUGGAUGAUUGUCAAAAUUCAGAUUUAAAAUCUAAAUCAGAUUCAUCAUCAGAUGAUGAUGAUGGAGAAAAAAAUGUUAAUACCACCACCCAUGAAGAAAAAGAAAAACUGGAGAAACCAGAAUCAGAGAUCCAUACCGAGUCUUCAGAAUCAUUGGUGGAUGAUGAAAAUGUACCUGGACCGUUAAUAACAGAACCAGAUGAGGAUGAGAAGAGAGAAAAUGAAGAUGGACCGUUGAUUUCGGAAUCAAUGAUGGAAGCGGGAGCUCCAACAGUAUCGUUGAUGGCGUUAUUAGAGGAGUCCGGGAGAAGAGUAGACGAUGAUGACGAGGACGAUGAAGAUGAUGAUGAAGAAGAAGAUGAAGAAACAGGAGUGGAAUAUAUUUGCACAGUGUGUAUGGUAAAGCAUAGAAGAUUAGCAUUUGUUCCAUGUGGACAUACAUUUUGCAGUCUUUGUUCUAAAGAACUUUGGGUUAGUAGAGGAAAUUGUCCACUUUGCACCGGUUAUAUUUUAGAAAUUCUUGAUAUUUUUUGA
This is a messenger RNA of Papaver somniferum (opium poppy), 990 nucleotides long. RefSeq lists its product as uncharacterized. The record is from RefSeq and is a predicted model, not a curated record. The coding region runs from base 1 to 990 and encodes 329 amino acids. The transcript has a single exon. Lineage: Eukaryota; Viridiplantae; Streptophyta; Magnoliopsida; Ranunculales; Papaveraceae.